Messenger RNA from Sorex fumeus (smoky shrew), 3951 nucleotides. RefSeq names its product KAT8 regulatory NSL complex subunit 1 like (gene KANSL1L). Lineage: Eukaryota; Metazoa; Chordata; Mammalia; Eulipotyphla; Soricidae. The record is from RefSeq and is a predicted model, not a curated record. The coding region runs from base 127 to 3087 and encodes 986 amino acids. The transcript is spliced from 15 exons. Gene Ontology annotation, cellular component: NSL complex. Gene Ontology annotation, molecular function: histone acetyltransferase binding.
GGGGGAGGCGGGCGGGCAGCUAGAGAUCACCUCAGCAGCCCCCACCACGGCCGGACCGAAGGUGCGGCGGCGGAGGGGAGCCAGGGCGCCCCAGCAGGUUUCCAGUAAUUAUCUGCAAGAUUCGCCAUGACCCCAGCGCUAAGAGAAGCAGCAACAAAGGGUAUCUGCUUUUCAUCUUUGCCAAGCACCAUGGAAUCUGACAAGAUGCUGUGCAUGGAAAGUCCAAGAACUGUAGAUGAAAAGCUAAAGGGAGACACUUUCUCUCAGAUGCUGGGAUUUCCAACUCCUGAACCUAAUCUUAACACUAAUUUUGUGAACUUAAAACACUUUGGCUCCCCUCAGUCUUCAAAGCAUUAUCAAACAGUUCUUUUAAUGAGUUCUAACUCUACCUUAAAUAAAUACAGUGAGAAUUGUAAACAAAAGAAAAUAGGGGAACCCAAUUGCAAUAAGCUGAAAAAUAUACUGUGUAAUGGCAGCAACAUUCAGCUCAGUAAAAUCUGUCAUUCUCAUUCUGAAGAGUUCAUCAAAAAGGAACCCCUCUCAGAUACCACAAGCCAAUGCGUGUCAGAUGUACAUAUUAUUUUGGAUUCAAAUAUAGCCAAAGACACUAAUGUUGAUAAAGUACAACUGAAAAACUAUAAGUGGUACCAAAAGAAUGUACUUUUAGAUAAAGUUACUGAUGCUGAGAUUAAAAAGGGUUUAUUACACUGUACCCAAAAGAAAAUUGGAUCUGGCAACUCAAAUGUGCCUACAAGUUCCUCAGCUAUUAAAAAAGAAGAAGAAGUGAAUGCUCGUUUACUUCAUUGUGUAAGUAAACAGAAGAUUUUACUUAGCCAGGCUAGAAGAACUCAGAAACAUUUGCAGAUGCUCCUAGCAAAGCAUGUUGUUAAGCACUAUGGUCAGCAAAUGAAAUUUUCUGUGAAACAUCAGCUCCCCCAAAUGAAGAUCUUUCAUGAACCUGCCACAAUUUUGGAAAACACUUUACCUAAAUGCACUGAAAUUAAGCCAGAAGUCAAUAUAUUGACUGCAGAGAAUAAAUUGUGGGAUGAUACAAAAAAUGGCUUUGCACAAUGUACUGCUGCAGAAAUCCAAAGAUUUGCAUUGUCUGCUACAGGGCUGUUGUCUCAUGUUGAAGAGGGUCUGGAUUCUGAUGCAACUGAUAGCAGUUCCGAUGAUGAUUUGGAUGAAUAUACCAUUAGAAAAAAUGUGUCAGUUAACUGUAGUACUGAAUGGAAGUGGCUUGUAGACAGAGCAAGAGUUGGCAGCCGAUGGACAUGGCUUCAAGCCCAGAUUUCAGAGCUAGAAUACAAAAUCCAGCAACUAACGGAUGUUCACAGGCAGAUUCGUGCCUCCAAGGAGAUAGUGAGCUUAGAAGAAUGUCAACUUCCAAAAGACAUUUUGAAAAAACAAAUACAGUUUGCAGACCAAGAAGCUUCUUUAAACACUACAGGGAAUCCUCAGAUUUCCCAAGAAAGUCAAGAUCCCUUACCAGAACAAGAUUUUGAAAUGUCACCAAGUAGCCCAACACUACUACUUCGCAACAUAGAGAAACAGAGUGCACAGUUGACCGAGAUCAUCAACAGUUUGAUCGCCCCUCUCAACUUGUCCCCCACUUCAUCACCCCUCUCAAAAUCCUGCAGCCAUAAAUGUCUGGCUAAUGGCAUUUCCAAAAGUACUUCAGAGAAUAUAGAUGAGCUCUCUUCCUCCAGUAGCUGGUUACUUAACCAGAAGCACAGUAAGAAAAGGAGAAAAGAUAGGACAAGAUUGAAAUCUCCAUCCUUCACUGUUACGAGCACAGCAGCUCGAACAAGGCCGCUUCAGAGUUUCCACAAACGAAAGCUCUACAGACUGAGCCCUUCCUUUUAUUGGACUCCACAGACUUUGCCUUCUUCAAAAGAAACAUUUUUAACUACUACUCAGAUGCCUUGCCUGCAGUCAGCUUCAACAUGGAGUAGCUGUGAGCACAAUUCAAAGUCUGAACUAUUAAGAGAACAUGUAUCAGAGUUAGAUUCUUCUUUCCAUUCUGUUCUGUCAUUGCCAUCAGAUGUGCCUCUUCAUUUUCAUUUCGAAACAUUGUUAAAAAAGACGGAAAUAAAAGGAGAUCUUACUGAAAAUAAAUUUAUAGGCGACUGUAUCAUAUCUCCAUCACCUGUACAUAAUACUUCUUUGAAUCAGUGGAGAAAUGGGUAUUUUCCUACAUGUAAAUCUCAAAUAAAAUCAGAAUCUUCUGCACAGAUGUUACAAGGAAGAAAGAAAAGACAUUUGAGUGAAACAGCAUUAGGAGAAAGAACUAGAUUUGAAGAAUUUGCUUUUCAGCGCACUGAAUCAGGAUCCCAUAACAAUGUUACUGCUGUUACUAAUGUGAAUGUUAUGCCAAGAUCCCAGACUUCAUCAUCACAAAGUACUGCACGACGGAGAUUAAGAAGUGAAAGCUCUUACGACAUAGACAAUAUUGUCAUUCCCAUGUCAUUAGUGGCCCCAGCUAAACUAGAGAAACUUCAAUAUAAAGAAAUACUUACUCCAAGUUGGAGGAUGGUUGUUCUUCAGCCUUUGGAUAAAUAUAAUUGUGGUGAAGAAGAGGUAGAGGAUCUUUCUGAUGAAGCCUUCUUCCUAAGACACAAAAAAUAUGAAGAAAGAGAACAAGCCAGAUGGUCACUCUGGGAGCAAAGCAAGUGGCAUAGAAGAAACAGCAGAGCUUACAGUAAAAAUAUUGAAGGACAAGAUUUGUUUGUGAAAGAAUACCCAAAUGACUUCAGUAAUAAUCAACAUUGUACUGCUGAAAGCCCUGCUGAAUUGCCUUCAGAGAGCCAUGACCUGGGUGUAGAUGGCUUACCUUGUUUAACUGAAAGCCAAGAAAUCAAAUCUUUGUGGUGGGAACGACGGGCUUUUCCACUGAAGGAUGAAGACACAGAUACCUUAUGCCAAGAUGAAAAAUAUAAUCAGACUGGAAGAUCUAGCCCAGUUUUACCUGGUGAAGUUUUCUGUACCAGUGCAUCAGAGAAUAGUCACCAUCCCAAAAGGCAUGCAGAUGGCAUGGACUACAAAACCUUUGGUCUGGGACUUAUUCAAGUUAAAAAAAACAGGUGACAGGGAUCAGAUUAAGAAAAUUAUGUAACCGAAUGGAAAAUAGGCGAGGAGGAAAAAUCCCUGUUCUCCAUCCCCACCUUCCGCCCUUCAGUCACAAUUCCAGAAUAAGAGCAUGUAUGCAUGUAUUUAUAUUUUAUGCUGUUAUGAAACAGGCAAGGUAUUUCUUUUUCCUUCUUGAACAGGGGUAAGUAGCUUUUCACCUACAGACAUGUGCUAGCCAUUUGUAUUUAUGAUACAAAUCACAAGCACCAAAAAUUAACUGCUGCAGUUUGAUGUCAAAUCUCAUUACUGGAUAAAUACAUUUAAAAAGACUUAACACCCACACAUACAUUCACAUACACACAUUAUCUGUACACCAAAUAACAGCUCCUCUAUAUUACUAUACACACAGUAAUUCAUUAAAAUUGCCUCAAAUAUAUAAAUAUACAAGUGUGUAUAAAGUAUACAUACAUGUGUACACACACAAAUACGUAGAUUUUUUUUUAAAUAAAAACACUGGCAGUGACCACUCCACUUGAAAAUGCAUGUAUGAAGUACCCCAAGAAAUGAAAACUGCAGUAUAAAAUAAAGCAAACAGGUUUCUAAUGAUAAUGCACAUAUAAAAGUCUUGACUGUGGAGAGAAAAAAAUAUUUUAAAUCAUACUUAACAGCAGAAGCUAUUUAUGCAAAUUUGUAUACCAGAUAAUACAGUAUUUCUUUAUUUGAAAUCAGUGAAAUCUGCUGGACUUAAACACAGGUUUAUUUACUAUUCAUGCCCAAUAGAGUAAGACAAGCAAAGGGGUGUUAAAUACUGAUGUAGUUAAAAGCUAUCAGUUAUUGAAAACUAGGAGUUUCAUCUGUUUUAUGUAUCAUAAAAAAAAAAGG